Rhinopithecus roxellana (golden snub-nosed monkey) is the source of this 2706-nucleotide messenger RNA. It is a transcript of the gene SIGIRR, whose product is annotated as single Ig and TIR domain containing. Lineage: Eukaryota; Metazoa; Chordata; Mammalia; Primates; Cercopithecidae. The coding region runs from base 1286 to 2536 and encodes 416 amino acids. The record is from RefSeq and is a predicted model, not a curated record. Gene Ontology annotation, biological process: signal transduction. The transcript has 10 exons.
CAGGAGGCUGGAGGGCAGCCCCUUCAUGAUGAAGCCCUGCCCCCAUGUGGCUGAGGGCGGGGUCAGGGGCCAAAGGAGACCCUUGUCUGAUUCUGUGGGCAGUACGAGGCACUGGUCACUGGGUCCGGAGUCCCAGGUCAACCUGGGGGGUGUCAGUGUGGUGACAACAGGAGAUGCCGUCUGCCCCUCACCUGCUUUGAGCCAGGAUCCUCAGCCACCUGUGUUUGCUCCUUAUCUGGAAAAGGGGGUGCUGCCCUCCCACCCCAGCCUGAAGGGAAGGUCCACAAGAUGCCAUAGCCCCUUGCAACUGCUCACCCAUGGGGGGGCCAUGCCUGGAAGAGGGACCAGGAGAGGGCUGAAGAGCUCUGCCAAAGCCCCAUUGUUGACUGGGAGUUUCUGAAGGCCCCUGUUCCCCGGGGUCAGAGGUCAGAGACACACCAGAGAGCAAACCGGCUGGCCCCUUGGCUCCUGAGUAUGAGUCCUAGUGGCAUCUGGGAGGCUUGCUGCACAGUUCCCAGUCCUCCUUGUGUGUGCGCAGGAUGGCCCUGGCUGGGGUUUUCUGGCUGGAAGACCCCCCACCCAUUACCCCUGGAACUUGCCCCUUUGGGCACCCCCCCACCCCACAACACACACACACACCACACACACACCCACACACCACACACACAACACACACACACCACACACACACCCCCCCCACACACACCACACACAAACACACACAACACACAGACACAGACACACACACAGCACAGAGGAAAGUGCUGUGCCUGGGUGGGUUGGGGCGGGCCCCAGAGGAAGGAGCCGCUUGACUCAGAGCUACAGGAAGAGCCGGGGCAGGCGGGGUGAGAACCACCAACUGCCCGUCCUCCCGCCCGCCUAGGGAAGGGGUGGGUGCCUGGGUGGGGUUUAGGUUUAGGAGAGGAUGUGACUGCAAGGCCAGGAAGCUACAGGGAAAGUUCUGAUUAAAAUACACAUAAACACAAGCCAGGUCCCCACCGCACUUGGUGAUGCACCCAGAGCAGCCUUGGUGCUGUGGACACUCCCUGGGACCCAGUGGAGGGGAGAGUUUGCUCCCAAAGGCACAUCAAUGACCAACAUUUGCCCCCCGGAGGAAAGAACGGGAACCAGCCUCUGACCCGUCCAGGUGCCCUGUCCAGCUGACUGCAAGGACAGAGAGGAGUCCUGCCCAGCUCUUGGAUCAGUCUGCUCGGCCGAGGAGCCCAGUGGAGCCAGGGGUGACCCUGGAGCCCAGCCUGCCCCGAGGAGGCCCUGGCUCAGAGCCAUGCCAGGUGUUUGUGAUAGGGCCCCUGACUUCCUCUCCCCGUCUGAAGACCAGGUGCUGAGGCCUGCCUUGGGCAGCUCAGUGGCUCUGAACUGCACAGCUUGGGUAGUCUCUGGGCCCCACUGCUCCCUGCCUUCAGUCCAGUGGCUGAAAGAUGGGCUUCCAUUGGGAAAUGGGGACCACUACAGCCUCCACGAGUACUCCUGGGUCAAGGCCAACUUGUCAGAGGUGCUUGUGUCCAGCGUCCUGGGGGUAAACAUGACCAGCGCUGAGGUCUACGGGGCCUUCACCUGCUCCAUCCAGAACGUCAGCUCCUCCUCUGUCACUCUUCAGAGAGCUGGUGAUGGUGGUUCCCCAGGCCCUACAAGCCACGUGGCUGCGGUGCUGGCCUCCCUCCUGGUCCUGCUGGCCCUGCUGCUGGCUGCCCUGCUCUACAUCAAGUGCCGUCUCAACGUGCUGCUCUGGUACCAGGACGCGUAUGGGGAGGUGGAGAUGAACGACGGGAAGCUCUACGACGCCUACGUCUCCUACAGCGACUGCCCAGAGGACCGCAAGUUCGUGAACUUCAUCCUGAAGCCGCAGCUGGAGCGGCGUCGGGGCUACAAGCUCUUCCUGGACGACCGCGACCUCCUGCCGCGCGCUGAGCCCUCCGCCGACCUCCUGGUGAACCUGAGCCGCUGCCGCCGCCUCAUCGUGGUGCUUUCGGACGCCUUCCUGAGCCGGGCCUGGUGCAGCCACAGCUUCCGGGAGGGCCUGUGCCGGCUGCUGGAGCUCACCCGCAGACCCAUCUUCAUCACCUUCGAGGGCCAGAGGCGCGACCCCGCGCACCCGGCGCUCCGCCUGCUGCGCCAACACCGCCACCUGGUGACCUUGCUGCUCUGGAGGCCCGGCUCCGUGACUCCUUCUUCCGAGUUUUGGAAAGAACUACAGCUGGCGCUGCCGCGGAAGGUGCAUUACAGGCCGGUGGAAGGAGACCCUCAGACGCAGCUCCAGGACGACAAGGACCCCAUGCUGAUUCUUCGAGGCCGAGUCCCGGAGGGCCGGGCCCUGGACUCAGAGGUGGACCCGGACCCUGAGGGAGACCUAGGUGUCCGAGGGCCUGUCUUUGGAGAGCCAUCAGCUCCACCGCACACGAGUGGGGUCUCGCUGGGAGAAGGCCGGAGCAGUGAAGUGGACGUCUCGGACCUCGGCUCGCGAAACUACAGUGCCCGCACAGACUUCUACUGCCUGGUGUCCAAGGAUGAUAUGUAGCUCCCACCCCAGAGUGCAGGAUCAUAGGGACAGCGGGGGCCAGGGCUGGGGGAUCUCUCCUCUGCUCAGCAGGACCACAACCCCUGCCAGCAGCCCUGGGACCCUGGGGAAAAGGCUGUGGCCUCAGGGGUACCUGCCAGUGCCAGAAAAUAAAGUCCUUUUGGAUUCUG